Messenger RNA from Nematolebias whitei (Rio pearlfish), 1967 nucleotides. RefSeq names its product heterogeneous nuclear ribonucleoprotein A1b (gene hnrnpa1b). NCBI's taxonomy places the organism in Eukaryota, Metazoa, Chordata, Actinopteri, Cyprinodontiformes, Rivulidae. The transcript is spliced from 10 exons. Gene Ontology annotation, molecular function: RNA binding. The record is from RefSeq and is a predicted model, not a curated record. Bases 112 to 1191 code for a protein of 359 amino acids.
GUACCCUUUCCUACUUAUUGAAGUGUUGAGCAGCAUACCGCUCUUGCUUGGCGGACGCAGAUUCUUGCUCUGAGGUCGGUGUAAAGGAUUCUUCAAGAGUAAGGCGUUAAGAUGUCAAAAGACGUCCCACGUGAGCCGGAACAGCUCCGUAAGCUGUUCAUCGGAGGCCUGAGCUUCGAGACGACAGACGAAAGCCUGAGAGCUCAUUUUGAACAAUGGGGGUCUCUAACAGACUGCGUGGUCAUGAGGGAUCCGAACAGCAAGAGAUCCAGGGGUUUUGGCUUUGUAACUUAUUCAUCUGUACAAGAAGUUGAUGCUGCCAUGUUGGCUCGUCCUCAUAAGGUGGAUGGAAGAGUGGUAGAACCUAAACGAGCAGUUUCCAGAGAGGACUCAAACCGCCCAGGUGCACACAUAACAGUAAAGAAGAUUUUUGUUGGAGGCAUCAAAGAAGAUACAGAAGAAUCCCAUCUGAGGGAUUACUUCCAGCAGUUUGGUAAAAUUGAGGUCAUUGACAUCAUGACUGACCGUAACACUGGAAAGAAGAGGGGAUUUGCUUUUGUCACCUUUGAUGACCAUGAUGCAGUUGAUAGGAUUGUCAUCCAGAAAUACCACACAAUCAACUCUCACAACUGUGAAGUGAGAAAGGCCCUCACCAAACAGGAAAUGCAAAGUGUAGGCAUGGGAAUGAGAGGGAGCCGGAGCAGCAGCAGCGGCAGCAGUGGGGGAAGGCCUUAUGAUUAUGACAGAGGAGGAGGAGGCGGUGGUGGUGGCGGCGGCAGAGGAGGAGGAGGAGGAAGAUAUGGAGAUGGUCCUUACAAUAACAAUGGAGGUGAUGGUGGUUAUGGAGGUGGUCCGGGAGGUCCUGGUGGCUACAACCAAGGUGGCAACCGUGGUUAUAACCAGGGUUACAACCAGGGAGGCGGCGGCGGAGGAGGAGGAGGAGGCGGCGGCGGCUAUGGAGGAAAUGGUUAUGACAGCAACGGUUACGGCAACUGCGGUGGUGGUGGCGGCGGUGGCAAUAACUACAACAACAUGGGCCAUUACGACUCCCAGGCCUCCAACUUUGGUCCAAUGAAGAGUAACUUCGGUGGUGGUGGUGGCGGCGGCAGUGGUGGUGGUGGCAGGAGCUUCGGUGGCUAUGGAGGAGGCUCAAACAAUCCCGGUGGUUAUGGCCGUCCAGGACGAUUUUAAGUGGACUGAGUACUUAGGAGAGGAGAGCAAGGAGAGGAGAGCAAGCGAAGUGACAGGGCAGCUGCAGGUUUACCUCCUAAAUCUGCUCAGCCAAACAGUUGUGACAGGUUACAGCUGCUACAAGAAGAGAUGUACAGUAGAUAAAUCAUGGAGGGCCUUCAUUUAAAAUUUUGUCUUGUUUUUGUUUUGUUUUUUUCAUCUAAUGUGUUACUGGAACGCAAGCAUUCCAACGAGGGAUUUUAUGUUUAUCUUUGAGUCUGGUUUUUAUUUGUAACUGCUUCAAAUCAAUCUGAAAUAAAACAUCUUUCAGUUUUUUUAAAACCUUGUUAGACUCUUUAGUGAUUUGGGUAAGGGAGGGUUUAUUACUAGAUGCUGAUGCUUUUUAAAAAAAAAAAAAAAAAAACCCCAAGGUUAAAUAAGGGAUAAAAAGUUCAUUUCCCAGAAACUACAGUACUUGGAAGAGAGCAAAGUGGUGUGCAAAUAACUAUCAUCACAAAGAACUCGUCACUUGAUUCAGACCCUACAAAGAUCACCUGGAGGAUGCUAGCUUACAUGCAAAGUCUAAGGCUAGCCAUGGAAGCGAGCUGAGGGAGAGAAGUAGCAAAACCAUCGCCAGGAUCAUUGAAGCAGGGGAGAGUGAGAACAGAGGCCUGAGGCUAGCUAACAGCAGCUACCAAAAGGCUAAAAUGCUGUCUGUAGGUAAGACCAGACUUCUCAACUACUGAUAGUAAAUAUUUUGUCUUGUAGCUGGUAGUGAAGAUAUUAAGACAGUAAUG